Messenger RNA from Maylandia zebra (zebra mbuna), 2867 nucleotides. Its product is annotated as LIM and senescent cell antigen-like-containing domain protein 1. Gene Ontology annotation, cellular component: cytoplasm; focal adhesion; cell-cell junction. The record is from RefSeq and is a predicted model, not a curated record. NCBI's taxonomy places the organism in Eukaryota, Metazoa, Chordata, Actinopteri, Cichliformes, Cichlidae. Gene Ontology annotation, biological process: cell-cell junction organization; cell-cell adhesion; positive regulation of integrin-mediated signaling pathway.
UCCUUCUUGCUAUGUGGAUUACGGCUCUCCCUGCCUACUGCAUUCCUGCUGCUGGAAACGAACACUGAAGCAUCCCAAAGCAUUUUUACUGGAGUGUAAGGACUUUUAAUAGCAUUUCUCUUGAGCCAGCGGUAGGCGGACUAUUGCUGUUAAUUCAGAUAAGCAUGGAUAUGAACGGACGUGGAAUGCCUCCAUCGAUACCUGAGGAUGAAGCUGUACACCACAGUCCUCACAGCGAGAUGAACGGCUACCAUCAGAGGCUUCAGGGCGGUGGAGGAGAUGGAGCGGAGGAUGAGGUCCCCGUGUCCAAAUCACAGAGGCGGAAGAGUGAUGUGAAAGUCUACAAGGAGUUUUGUGAUUUUUAUGCUCGCUACAACAUGGCCAAUGCACUGGCCAAUGCCAUGUGUGAGCGCUGCAAGAGUGGCUUUGACCCAGUAGAGAAGAUAGUGAACAGCAAUGGGGAACUUUACCAUGAACAGUGCUUCGUGUGUGCCCAGUGUUUCCAGCAGUUCCCAGAGGGGCUCUUCUAUGAGUUUGAAGGCAGGAAGUACUGUGAGCAUGACUUCCAGAUGCUGUUUGCACCUUGCUGCCACCAGUGUGGUGAGUUCAUUAUUGGCCGUGUGAUCAAGGCAAUGAACAACAGUUGGCAUCCAGACUGUUUCUGCUGUGAUAUCUGCCAGGCUGUGCUCGCAGAUGUUGGAUUUGUUAAGAAUGCUGGAAGGCAUCUGUGCCGCCCAUGUCACAACAGAGAGAAAGCUCGGGGCCUCGGCAAGUACAUCUGCCAGAAGUGCCACGCCAUUAUUGAGGAGCAGCCUCUGCUUUUCAAGAACGACCCCUACCACCCUGAUCACUUCAACUGCAACAACUGCGGUAAGGAGCUGACAGCUGAUGCAAGGGAGCUGAAGGGGGAGCUCUACUGUCUACCCUGCCACGACAAGAUGGGUGUCCCGAUCUGUGGAGCCUGUAGGAGACCCAUUGAAGGCCGUGUGGUUAAUGCAAUGGGCAAGCAGUGGCAUGUGGAGCAUUUUGUGUGUGCUAAGUGUGAGAAACCUUUCCUGGGACACCGUCACUACGAACGCAAGGGCCUGGCCUACUGCGAAACGCACUACAACCAGCUGUUUGGAGAUGUUUGCUACCACUGCAAUCGUGUCAUUGAAGGCGAUGUGGUGUCUGCUCUUAACAAGGCGUGGUGUGUCAACUGUUUUGCCUGCUCUACUUGCAACACCAAGCUCACCCUGAAGAACAAGUUUGUGGAGUUUGACAUGAAGCCGGUGUGUAAGAAGUGCUAUGAGAAAUUCCCCCUGGAGCUGAAGAAGAGACUGAAAAAGCUGUCUGAAACUGUUGCAAGGAAGUAAAAACACAGUGGAGCAGCUGGAGAGGGAAAGAUAGACGAGACCGUGAUGUGGCCGUGUACAAGCCCAGAAUUAAAAUAAAGAAUUUGUGUGUUUUGCAACUGCUAUGUUGCAUUUAGGUUGGUUAUAGCUAGAAAGCAUUGCGCUUUCAAUUUCAUGUGCCGGCAGCUCCGCAGUCACAUUGUCGGUCUGACAGCUUUAACAUUGUGCCUUGUACCAUUUUUGCAGAAUUGCUCCACUGUGUGUUUUACACAUGCCUGCUAAUUUCCUAUAUUUAAAAAAGUGACAUGAGUUUUAAGAGUACAUGGAAAGCUGGAGGUAAUAUGAUGACUUAAAAGCUUUGCCACCACCUUUAUUGAAAAAUAUUACUGCUUCAUUAUUAUAACAAUCAAGUAAGCCCAAAGAAAGAAAAUGUCCUAAAUGUGUAAAUAACCUCAAAUAUUUCCAACUUGUAUCAUUUUAUGUAAUAGUAGUGUUUAUUUCCAUUAAUAUUAUGCAUAAUAAGUAUUUUGUCUGCCUUUUUUUUUUUUUGUUGUUUUUUGGACCUACAUUUUAAUAUACAGCAUGCUACAGAGGUGGACUCGACCAUCACCUGCAGUAUGUUGGAUUGCCUUGUUACUGUAUGUGCUAUGUAUCUUUGUGUGGCAUGAGCUCUGUGCAAAUUGGUAUUUAUUCAGCAUUUUUUUUUAAGUUUGCGUUUACAAUCUGAAUUAAUUCAAUACAGCCAAAGUGCCGAGGGUGAAAUUUUGAUUUAUUAAAUACAUGUGAGUGAAUAACUGUUACCUGUCAGUGUUCUAUAAAACAAUCCCUCCCCCGCCUCGAUGUGCUGUCAACAAAUAUUGAUCAUAACAAGCGUCUGAGCCACAGGAUUUAUUGAAUGGUUACUGCAAACUCACUGGGUGUUACAACAUGACGGCUUGUAGCAUGUACAGAGACCGGAUGUGGGAUUGAUGUUGAACGUUUCCUCUGUUGUUUGUAAUCCAGGGAAAGUGAUCCUCUUAGGGAGGUGUACCGACUUCCUCGGGGCUCAGACCCACUUAGGAAAGAAAGCCAAACUGGUCUCAUUCUUGCAGAAUGCUUCACAUGAGCUGCAUUUUAUCACAAAGCUUUGCUUAAAAUACAAGCUCUAUAGAUAAACACAUUCCACUAUUUUAUCAUUAUAAAGUGUAUGUUACUGCUGUGCAUUUCAGUGCAGAUGGCACAACUUUCUCUAUGUCAUAUAGAAGUAAAACUAUCCGCUGGGCUGAUUGUUGUGAGGCAGAAUUUCGGCACCUCGAGCCACAAAUAGUUCAGUGCAUGGUUUUAUUUGAUACUUUACUACUCUGAUGGACUGAGAUGACUCUGUGCAAACAGAUACUGCUCUGAUACUGGAUAUCAUCAUUGCAAUGUUUGCGAGCAGAUUUAUUCAUGUUAACACACCAAAGUGCAUGUUCUCAACUUGAAAUUUGGAAAGUUGUUUAUUAUAUUUAAUGGCGUUCUGACACUUCAUCAAAAUAAACACAUAUGCCAAUGCUA